This is a messenger RNA of Echinostoma caproni, 366 nucleotides long. The record is from the annotation of a GenBank genome assembly. Lineage: Eukaryota; Metazoa; Platyhelminthes; Trematoda; Plagiorchiida; Echinostomatidae.
AUGGACAGUUGUAUCAACCUAGUUGGGUCUCAUCAGUGGUACGAAUCCAUCGACCCAACUGAGGAUCGAACCCCGGAACUCAUGGGCAGAACGCCUGCAUGCAACCCACUCGGCCAUCGGGCAGCUGCUCCAUUUACAAGAAUCAGCUACAUAGUUAUCGCGUUACUACGCCAUGGCUCCCAAAGUUGUUUCAGGCAGAGCAACGAAAAAGGCCUCGAAGAUCGAAGUACCGAACAUCGGCAAGAAGAAGAAGCGCAGGAGGUAGGGGAGCUGCGCCAUCGACAUCUACAAGGUAUUGCGUCAGGUGCAUCCCGACAUCGGUAUCUCCUCGAAAACCAUGUCUUUUAUGAGCUCAUUCGUCAAUGA